CUUUAUUGGACGGGUCAAGCGCGGUGCUCGCCAUGUGUCAGCCGGGGCUGAGCUCGGAUGCUCGAGGAUUUCAGGUCCUUGCUGCGAAUGAAUCCAUUUCUCAGAGUGCAGACUUCAGCAUCAUUCAGAAGAUCCUGACCGCGAACCUAUGCAUCAAACCUGUCGCUGGUAGAAUGCCAGCCCAGUACAGAACAGAUGAUACGCCAGCCCCGUACAGAACGGAUGCUACGAAAGAUUACCCGGAGGCAGUUCAAAUUUCUGAUCAGCCUGCCUUCAUGGAGUUCUCGGUUGACUCCGAGGCUCGUUUCACCUACCCAAGUCCCAGUGGCGUGACCGUGUUGGGAUCGCGUGUGGCGGUUGUGCAACCAAAAGGAGACACAGCGUCCUCCAAGCGCUUGCUGACAAUCUUGGGAUCACGUGCGCCUGGCUUCGGGUUGAUGCAGCACGGCAGCGAAGCAGCCUCCGUUCGAUUUUCGAAGCUUGCGGGCUCUGGGGUUUUUGACGAGAGGAGCGGCUGCAAUGAUUCGAGGAUCUCAACUCCAAUUGUUCUGAAAAAGAGUGAUCAUUUGCCCACGGCUCUCAGCCUGGGCAGUGUUUCUGCAAGAAGCUUACUUGUUUUGCUCUGGGUGUUGCGUGUGGCAUUCCCAGCUGGUCCCAGAUUCCGUUGGAGCAGUUGCAGUCCGGGCUGCGGCAUGCCUAUGUUGGGAUCUGCGUGCGUGCCCAUGCAGCGCGGCACAGUGGACUCCGAGUUUGUGAUUUCAGGGUCGAUUGCUCUAAGAAACCGAAUUGGUCAUGAAAAAUGCCGGCCGCAGUCUCGACGCUCUGGGGCUCCCUUGGCUCUCAGCCUCGGUGGCGUGCGUGAGGUUUCUCUGGUUGAAAGUGCGGUGGUUUUGCUCGUAUCCUUGCAUGGGUACAUUCCAGCAGCUUGUCCCCGAUUCUGUCGGAGUAGUCGAAGUCUGGAUCGUGGCGUGACUGUGUUGGGAUUCCGCGUGCCUGUCAUGAUGAAGCAGAACCGUAGCACUUCAGCCUGUAUUCACGCUCUUCCCUUGCCGUUUUUCCAUUCAAUUCAGGCAAGCAGUCCAAGUCUCGGCUUUGGCAUGACUAUGUUGGGAUCACGUGUGCGGAGCAUCAUGCAGUGCAACAAUCGCAGCACAGCGGCCUCCGUUCGGUUUUCGAAGCUUGCGGGCUUUGUGCUUCUGCCCGCAGCGGCUGCCAUGAUUCCACUAAGUCUCAUUGCUGGCAGGCGAUGUCGGACAUCUCGUUCUUUUGGAUCUUGCACUUUGCCCUGGGCGCUCCCCAGUAGUGUUUGUGUGUUUGAAGGCGCGGUGGCUUUGUCCGUUGCCUUGCAUGGGUACAUUCCAACAGCUUGUCCCAACUUCCGUCGGAGUAGUCGAAGUCUGGACUGUGGCGUGACUGUGUUGGGAUCCCGCGUGCCUUGCAUGAUGAAGCAUAGCACUGCAGCCUCUGUUCAGGCUCUUCCCUUGCUGUUUUUCUAUUCAGUUCAUGCAAGCAGUCCAAGUCUCGGCUUUGGCAUGACCAUGUCGGGAUCACGUGUGCGGAGCAUCAUGCAGUGCAACAAUCGCAGCACAGUGUCCUCCGUUCAGUUUCCAAGGCCUGUGGCAUUUUCGCAGAGGGUCAGGGCACCAGAGAUUUCUUGGACUCCUUCUGGUUUCUGCAUUCUAGCAGCAACCUGCCUGUUGCAGUCUCAGAAUUCUCAGCUUGAGCGGGCUGUUGAUUUGCUGCUUGUCCACUCAACCCAUGGCCUGUUUGCAACAUAUUCGGCUGAUCCCGCAUUCCGUCGAAGCUGUCCAAUGCCAGGAAGUGUCAUUUCUCUCAGAAGCCUCGCUGCUGUUGCCCGCGAGUCGCCAGGCAAACCGUCUCAGUCUCGACUUUUAGGCUGUUGGACUCCGUUGGCUGUCAGCCUCGGUUGCGUUAGUGUGCGUGAAAGUCAAUUUGCUUUGCUCAAUGCCUUGCAUGAGAACACGCCAGCGGCUGGUUCCAGCUUGCCUUGGAGCAGUCCGAGUCCGGGCAUGAUUGUGUCGGGGUCAUGUGUGCCUGGCCGAAUGCAGCACAACAGCAGCACGGUGACCUCCGUUCAGUUUCCAAGGCCUUGGGCAUUUUCGCAGAGGGUCAGGGCACCAGAGAUUCCUUGCAUUCCGAUUCGAUCAGUAGCCUGCCUGUCGCAGUCUCAGAGUUCUCCGCUUGAGCGGGCUCUUCCCUUGCUGCUUGUCCAUUCAGUUCUUGCAAGCAGUCCGAGCCUCGGCUUUGGCACUAUGUUGGGACCACGUGUGCGGAGCAUUCGCAGAGCGGCCUCCGUUCGGUUUUCGAAGCUUGCGGUAUUUCUGCCGAGUGCGCAGGUGACCUUUGCUGGUUUCAGCAGUGUCGCCUGCCUGUCGUGGGCACCGGCUGCAAGGAUUCCAGGAACUGUCACUCCCAGCCUGGCUGCUUGUGAGUCGCCAGGCAAGCCGUCUCAGUGCCACUCUCGAUUUUUGAGCUCUUGGACUUUCUUGGGGUUGGUUCGAGUAGCCGGAUGGAGCAGCAGUCCAAGUCUGGUCCGCGGUAUGACUGCAGUGGGAUCACGCUUGCCCAGCAUUCUGAAGCACGACAACCGCAGCGCGCGGCCUUUGUACAGUUUUCGAGGCUUGUUGCAUUUUUGCAGAGAGUCCAGGGUUGUCAGGAUUCCCUUUGCUUUCUGUGUCGGCGCAGGUUCCUGCCUGUCACAGUUGCAGGGUUAUCAAUUUAAGCGGGCUCUUCCCUCGCUGCUUGGCAUUGUCCAUUCAAUCCAUGGCGUACCUGCAACUCCCGGAUUUCGUGCAAGCAGUCGUCUCGGCUUUGGCACUGUGUUGGGAUCACGUGUGCCGGGGAUGCAGUGCAACAACUGCCGCGCUGCGGCGUUUGCUCAGCUUCCGAGGCUUACGGGCUUUCUGCUUGUGCCCAGGGCAGCGGCCGCAAUGAUUCCAAGUCUCAUUGCUGGCAGGCGAUGUCGGACAUCUCGUUCUGUUGGAUCUUGCACUUUGCCCUGGGCGCUCCCCAGUCGUGCUUGCGUGUUUGAAAGCACGGUGGUUUUGUCCGUAUCCUUGCAUGGGUACAUUCCAGCAGCUUGUCCCAGAUUCCGUCGGAGUAGUCGAAGUCUGGACCGUGGCGUGACUGUGUUCGGAUCCCGUGUGCCUGGCAUGAUGAAGCAGGACUGUAGCACUGCAGCCUCAAUUCAGGCUCUUCCCUUGCUGUUUUUCCAUUCAAGUCAUGCAAGCAGUCCAAGUCUCGGCUUUGGCAUGACUAUGUUGGGAUCACGUGUGCGGAGCAUCAUGCAGUGCAACAAUCGCAGCACAGCGGCCUCCGUUCGGUUUUCGAAGCUUGCGGGCUUUGUGCUUCUGCCCGCAGCGGCUGCCAUGAUUCCACCAAGUCUCAUUGCUGGCAGGCGAUGUCGGACAUCUCGUUCUUUUGGAUCUUGCACUUUGCCCUGGACGCUCCCCAGUAGUGUUUGUGUGUUUGAAGGCGCGGUGGCUUUGUCCGUUGCCUUGCAUGGGUACAUUCCAACAGCUUGUCCCAACUUCCGUCGGAGUAGUCGAAGUCUGGACUGUGGCGUGACUGUGUUGGGAUCCCGCGUGCCUUGCAUGAUGAAGCAUAGCACUGCAGCCUCUGUUCAGGCUCUUCCCUUGCUGUUUUUCUAUUCAGUUCAUGCAAGCAGUCCAAGUCUCGGCUUUGGCAUGACCAUGUCGGGAUCACGUGUGCGGAGCAUCAUGCAGUGCAACAAUUGCAGCGCAGCGGCCUCCGUUCGGUUUUCGAAUCUUGCGAGGUUUGUGCUUCUGUCCGCAGCGGCUGCAAUGAUUCCACCAAGACGGACAUCUCAGUCUCGUUUUUUUGGACCUGGAACUUUGCCCUCGGCUCUCACCCCGGGUCGUGUUUGUGUGUUUGACAGCACGUUUGUUUUGUUUGUUUUGUCCGUCGCCUUGCAUGGGUACAUUGCAGCAGCUUGUCCCCAAUUCGGUCCAACUCCGGCGGUGGCAGGGCUUGUGUUGGGACUGCGUGUGCAGGGCAUGACGCAGCAUGAGCGCAGCCCAGCAGCCUCUGUGCAGAUUUCGAAGCUUGCGGCCUUUGUGCUUCAGCCCGCAGCGGCUGCCAUGAUUCCAGCAAGUCUCAUUGCUGGCAGGCAAUGUCGGACAUCUCGUUCUUUUGGAUCUUGGACUUUGCCCUGGGCUCUCCCCAGUCGUGUUUGCGUGUUUGAAAGCACGGUGUUUUUGUCCGUAUCCUUGCAUGGGUACAUUCCAGCGGCUUGUCCCAGAUUCCGUCGGAGUAGUCGAAGUCUGUCCAGUGUGCCUGGCAUGAUGAAGCAGAACCGUAGCACUGCAGCCUCCAUUCAGUUUCCAAGGAUUGCGGCAUUUUCGCGGAGGAUCAGGGCUCCAGUCAUUGAUUGGACCUGCCUGUUGUGGUCUCAGAAUUCUCAGCUUGAGCGGGCUCUUCCCUUGCUCCAUUCAAUUUAUUGCAUUGCAAGUCUUGUUGGCAGUGAUCGAGCAGCUCCCGCUUGCAAGCUGCGACGUCAGUGGCCUCAGCCUCGACCUCUGCUUGUUCUGGGCGCGCGAGCUGCGUCUCUCCGAAAUCAAGCCGAGGCUACGAUCCACGAGCUCCUGGAAGGAAUCCAGGCAUUGGAAUUGGCCCGAGCAACCGCGAGGGUGUCACCCGUGACUCAAAUCUGCAGUCCACUGGCGGUUUUGGUUUCGCGUAGGUGCUUCCAUCUUUGGGAUCCAGCUUCGCGUUCUCGGUUGCUGCAGUUCGACUUAGCCGAGAUGCAAGUCAUGCAGAUUGACCCAGCCAUGCGUGUGACCAAGUCUGAGUUGGCAGCAAACCGGCGCUGUUUAACAGUUGAGACCGCGUGGAAAGAGCCAAGAGACACUUCGGGACUUGUCCUGUUCGAAGGCGGGACUCGAAGUCCACCGCUUGAAUUAGAAAGGAUCGCCGGCGACUUGGCGCGGCUUUGGCCUGCAGCCGCCGCAUCAGUGCCUUCCGUGGAGAAGACUCUUCAGCAUGGCGGCUUCGUUGCACUGAUCCAGGAAACUCUCUCCUUCGCGGAGUCCGGAGAGUCCGUGACCCUAGCAGGCCACUCUCUUGGCGCCAACGUGGCGCAGAAGGUGGCGGAGUGCCUGGACGGCGCCGGCGUCGACGUGAGGGGCAUUGUAGCUUUGGACCUCCGAACCACGGGGCGACGCGCUGCCCAGAUCCCGGACUUUCACCCUUCCUUGGUCCCAGCUCUUGCUCCCCGCAUCCGGCUGGAGACUCUACAGGUGGCCUUGGAGUCGCCCUUGGUGCCCUUCCCUCCGAUGCCGCAACGCCAAUUUCGCCUGAGAAGCGAAGUGGCACAAGAGGCCACGGUUCCCGAGAUGGACAAGCUGUUGACGGACACCGACCACUUCAUGCUCAGGCAGUCACACGUCUGGGACAUCGCCGCCUCUGUGUACCAGAAGGCUGGACCUGGUUUCCGAGCACUGCGUGGAAGCAGCAUGUGGGCAAGGUCAGGCAAUUCCAAGUGCAAAGGUGUUGGGUGAGGCCCGUACCUUGUGAUGAAACUGCUUUGUCACGCCAGGUCAAGGACAGUGACAGGCGCCAUACAAAUUCGCUGAACUCCCGUGCAUGCCGCUAGGACUUGGAGGCGCUGGCGUUUGAAUGAAAGCGAAACUCAUCUGUUCGUCUUCAACGAGAAUCGAGGUGAGGCCAAAGCCAAACCUGCGCAACCAAUAUCAGUCAGCGCAAGCCUGCCUCAGAACCCAGCGCCGGGGUGAAGUCUGAUGGGAAUCGUAUUACAAGCUUCUAUAUGCCUGACUACUUCGCGCAAGAAUGGAUUAUACAUGUCAGUUUGUUAGAUCUAGUUUGAUCUAGUUUUAUCUAUUUG
Effrenium voratum is the source of this 5884-nucleotide messenger RNA. NCBI's taxonomy places the organism in Eukaryota, Dinophyceae, Suessiales, Symbiodiniaceae. The record is from the annotation of a GenBank genome assembly.